AAAGACAAACAUGUAGAUACGAGGGAUUACAGUCUUUUCAGAUUUCACACCAAUAUCUAUCUACACAAAUCUACAAUUUUUUUUUCUUUUUGCUUAAAUUUAACAUUUUUAAUAAUUUUCGAACCAAUUUUCUUCGACCCAAUAUAAAUAUCUCGUUCCCCUCUGUAGGGGCCACGACCACCUUUGAUCCGAAAAGUCUAACUCCCAUACUUAUGACGAUGAACGACGAAAUCUACUUACACGCGCCAACCACCACCGUCGCCGCCGCUAACUUUUUCCCUCCGAAACCCGAAACGGUGUCGUUGCGGACGGUGGGGUCAUCGCGGGAGCUGCGCUACGAAACGGGGCUGGAAGGGAUCGCCGCGGUGGUUGGAGAACACGUUCUUUUCGGGACGUCGUCGUCGUCGACGUUGCAUGCUCCGGAGACGCCGAAGAAAACGGCUGGGGUGUCGGCGAGCAAGAGUUACCGGGGGGUGCGGAAGAGACCGUGGGGGAGGUGGUCGGCGGAGAUACGCGACCGGAUCGGGCGGUGCCGCCACUGGCUGGGGACGUUCGACACCGCGGAGGAAGCGGCGCGUGCGUACGACGCGGCGGCGAGAAGACUCAGAGGCGCGAAGGCGAGGACCAACUUCAAGAUACCCUCGGUGUUGCCUCUUUCUCCGUCGUCGGAAGGUGGUGUUGUGAAGCCGAAAGCCGCGCGCAAUAACGCUAGGAAGUGUUCUUCUGUGGAGCAAUUGUUCAGUGGUGUGCCUCAGGUUCGAAGAAACGAUGGUGGUGGUGAGAAUGUGAACGUGAACGUGGAGGUGGAGGUGAAUUUGAAGCUGGGUGUGAGGAACAGUAGAAUGGUUAUUUAGGUUAAAUAGUUGAAUGUUUGUGUUGUACAAAUUCUGUGUCUCGUUCUUGUUCUUCUUACGUUUCUCUCUGUUUUGUAAAACCGUGUAAGCAAUGUUGGUUGAA
Vigna unguiculata (cowpea) is the source of this 957-nucleotide messenger RNA. RefSeq names its product ethylene-responsive transcription factor ERF084-like. The record is from RefSeq and is a predicted model, not a curated record. Gene Ontology annotation, molecular function: DNA-binding transcription factor activity; DNA binding. Lineage: Eukaryota; Viridiplantae; Streptophyta; Magnoliopsida; Fabales; Fabaceae. Gene Ontology annotation, biological process: regulation of DNA-templated transcription.